AUGAUUUCAGCUACCGAGGAUAACAGAAGAUUGAUUGCACAGAAAGAGGUAGAAGUGCAGGAGGCUAAAAUAGCAGUAGAUGCAAGAUGGGGAAAUGUUGGAAACCUUGUACAUGAUUCUGUUCCAGUUAGCAAUGAUGAGGAGAACAAUGCCAUUGUUCACUCGUGGGGGGAGAAGAGGACUGGAUCAAAGCUAAAAAAUCAUGUGGAGCUUGUCGAGCUUCUUGGAAUUGCAGACACAAAGAAAGGUACGAAUGUAGCUGGAGGGAGAGGUUUCUAUCUCAAAGGAGAUGGAGUACGACUUAAUCAAGCUCUAAUUAACUUUGGUUUGGACUUUUUGGAGAAGAGGGGGUAUACUCCAUUACAGACUCCAUUCUUCAUGAGAAAAGAUAUAAUGGCAAAGUGUGCUCAGUUGGCGCAAUUUGAUGAAGAACUCUACAAGGUAACCGGUGAGGGAGAUGACAAAUAUCUGAUUGCCACAGCUGAACAGCCACUUUGUGCAUAUCAUAUAGAUGAUUGGAUUCAUCCUUCUCAAUUGCCAUUGAGAUAUGCUGGAUAUUCGUCGUGCUUCCGUAAAGAAGCUGGUUCACAUGGUCGUGACACUCUUGGAAUUUUCCGAGUUCAUCAGUUUGAAAAGGUGGAACAGUUUUGUAUAACCAGCCCAAACGGCAAUGAUUCCUGGGACAUGCAUGAGGAGAUGAUAAAAAAUUCUGAGGAAUUCUACAAGAUGCUGAAGAUUCCAUAUCAAAUUGUAGCCAUUGUUUCUGGUGCAUUAAAUGAUGCAGCUGCUAAGAAGUAUGAUUUGGAAGGAUGGUUUCCUGCAUCCAAUACCUAUAGAGAGCUUGUGUCCUGCUCAAAUUGCACUGAUUAUCAGUCGAGAAGCCUAGAAAUCCGCUAUGGACAGAAAAAGAGCAAUGAUCAGACUAAGCAAUACGUACAUAUGUUGAACUCUACCCUGACGGCAACAGAGAGGACAAUGUGCUGCAUCCUUGAGAAUUACCAAAAGGAGGAUGGUGUUGAAGUACCUGAAGUUCUGAGAGAGUUCAUGGGUGGGAAGAGUUUCCUUCCUUUCAUCGUCAAAGAGACAAAAGGGAAAAAAAUCAAGGAAUAA
Messenger RNA from Fraxinus pennsylvanica, 1110 nucleotides. The record is from the annotation of a GenBank genome assembly. NCBI's taxonomy places the organism in Eukaryota, Viridiplantae, Streptophyta, Magnoliopsida, Lamiales, Oleaceae.